AUGACAACGAACGGCAGACAUCUUGUUCGAGAUGACCCUUCAAUCAACCCAAAUGCUCUUCACGACUUUCACAAGGUCCGUCGUGGUCCUAAGAACGUCCCUAAAAUGGUAGUGCACACCACCGACCAGUACAAUCCUCCCAAGGACCCAAGACAUCCAUAUUCGAAGGUUGAGAAUGUUCGUUUCGAAUUAUAUGAGCAAAGGUCUUCAAACGCUCCUUUUGGGUAUGAACAUUUUGUGUCACUGCCGCCUGCUUACGACAGCAAAGCCAAGGGAAAGAAAUGGCCUGUAAUCCUCUUUCUUCAUGGAGCAGGCGAAUCUCAAAUGGGCAAGAAUGAAUCUUUUGCAUCCAUUAGACAUGGAAUACCCAAAGUCAUCCUCUGCUACGACAAAUUUAGAUCAGACCCUUCGAACACGGCACCCACCAUAUCAAUACCUCUGGCUCCGAGAUUGAGACAGAGCAGACAAACAAAACAAGGCGAUAAAUCUGUUCAACCUGUUCCAGCAGAGGUCUGCACAUUGGUGGCUGAGGGUUUCAUCACUGUCACGCCAUCGUUGAACAUGGAGUGGGGAUAUGGUUGGAAUGCGCCAAUAUUGUCAGCGCUCCUGGACGAUAUCGUAGACCGAUAUCACGUCGAUCUCGAUCGCAUUCACGUCACUGGUUUCAGCAUGGGUGGAUACGGAACAUGGGAACUGGCACUGCAUUCACCUAAUAGAUUCGCUAGUCUUGCGCCCAUCUGUGGUGGAGGAGACCGGCUUCGGGCGAGUCACAUCAAGCAUAUCCCGCAAUGGGUCCACCAUGGCGAUUUGGAUGAUAUUAUACCUGUGCGUGCUUCUCAACAGAUGGUUGAGGCUUUGACAAAAGCCGGCGCCGCCGACAUCAAUUUCACAAGAUAUGCCGACUUGAUGCAUGACAGCUGGACAGCAGCAUACAACAACCCUGAACUUUAUGCUUGGAUGCUGUCUCAAAAACGAGGAUAUAGUGGUGAUGAAAAGAUAGUCUCUGCGGAGAACAAGGUGGUGUUGGCAACAGCACCACCAAUCUGA
Molecule: messenger RNA, 1047 nt
Organism: Exophiala aquamarina CBS 119918
Lineage: Eukaryota; Fungi; Ascomycota; Eurotiomycetes; Chaetothyriales; Herpotrichiellaceae
Exons: 2
Coding region: 1-1047 (348 amino acids)
Molecular function (GO): hydrolase activity
Source: RefSeq, a predicted model, not a curated record